AUGGCAAAUACGAAAAGCGACGGAAAAAUCGGCGUUAUCAUGGCCCGAAAUCUUAGCUACGGCUUGGACGACACAAUGGCUACACGACAGGAAAGUAUGGUCAACAAUGAGUUUUGUUCGGAUGUGACGUUCAUCGUUGGCGCUAGCAAAAAGCGCAUCUACGCACACAAGUUGUUCCUGGUGAUGGCGUCCGAAUACUUCUACGUGAUGUUCUUCGGCAACUUUGUCGAAGCAAACCGGCACGAGGUGACGCUCGAGGACGUCGAUCCGGACGUGUUUCUUGUGAUACUGCGCUACAUCUACUGCCGAAAGGUGGAUAUCACGUUCGACAACCUGCGCGACAUAUUCGACUGCUCGCAGAAGUACAUGCUGACGGAUUUGCAUCAGCAGCUUGGGUGCUUUCUGCGGGACCAGGUCGAGGAGUCGACGGCCCUGUCGAUCUUUAACAUCAACCGCUACUACGGCUACCCGACGGUAGACGAAUCCUGCCUGGAGCUGAUCCGCAACAAUCCGCUGUACUAUUUCAAUCACGUCGAUUUCGCUACAACUCACCGGGAAUCCCUUUUUAAGAUAUUCUCCUCGUGGGCGAUUAACUGCACUGACGAUCAGCUAAGCAGCGCGCUCGAUAUAUGGGAGGAGGCAAACCGGGAGGAGGACACGCAGGAUCUGCGUAUGAUCGUGAAGCUGAACAAGCGGUAUCACAACUGUCUGAAGCUGAUCGUGUUCGGUCAGAACAUGACGGACGUGUUUGUGGAACCGGCCGACGAUCUCAAGCUGGGCGUCAUGUCGGAUAUGCCGCUGUCCCUGUACGGGCUCGGCGUGUACCUGCUGUCCAAGGCGAACGUCAUAUCGGUCGAGUUGAAAAUCUACGAGGAGGACACGGAAAUCAGCUCGGAUGUGUUCGAGUGUCCGAACCCGUGCAUUAGCACGGUGCACGUGGCGGAUCUGUUCUUCGAGGAGGUCGUCCUGAUGCCGCGUAAGAACUACCGCAUUUCGAUCAACAUGUCGCCACCGUGCAAGCAGGUGUUGCUGCGCGAACCGCGUACCUAUCACGAAAAGAUUCGGCUCGUUAUACUCUGCCCACCGGGCGACCGUAAACCGAUCGGGAUAGCGCACGUCUACUGCAACGAGCGCAGCCGUGAGCCGAAGAAAAAAUGA
Messenger RNA from Anopheles marshallii, 1158 nucleotides. Its product is annotated as kelch-like protein 41. Bases 1 to 1158 code for a protein of 385 amino acids. The transcript has a single exon. Gene Ontology annotation, cellular component: cytosol. Gene Ontology annotation, biological process: neurogenesis. NCBI's taxonomy places the organism in Eukaryota, Metazoa, Arthropoda, Insecta, Diptera, Culicidae. The record is from RefSeq and is a predicted model, not a curated record. Gene Ontology annotation, molecular function: protein binding.